Verticillium alfalfae VaMs.102 is the source of this 993-nucleotide messenger RNA. Its product is annotated as betaine aldehyde dehydrogenase. Gene Ontology annotation, molecular function: aldehyde dehydrogenase (NAD+) activity. Lineage: Eukaryota; Fungi; Ascomycota; Sordariomycetes; Glomerellales; Plectosphaerellaceae. Bases 1 to 993 code for a protein of 330 amino acids. The transcript has 6 exons. The record is from RefSeq and is a predicted model, not a curated record.
AUGAGUGUACUGACCUCCUGCUCAGCGACCUUCAAGCUCGCCCCUGCCCUCGUCACCGGCAAUGCCAUCAUCCUGAAGCCUUCCCCAUUCACACCCUACUGCGGCCUCAAGCUCGCCGAGAUCGCCCAGGAGUUCUUCCCGCCCGGUGUCGUGCAGGCGCUGAGCGGCGACGACAACCUCGGCCCCUGGCUGACGGCGCACCCCGGUAUCCAGAAGGUCAGCUUCACGGGCUCGACGCCGACUGGUAUCCGCGUCAUGCAGAGCUGCGCCAAGACGCUGAAGCGCGUCACACUGGAGCUGGGCGGCAACGAUGCGGCCAUUAUCUGCUCUGACGUUGACAUUGCGGCUGUCGCGCCGGCGAUCACAACGCUGGCCCUCUACAACUCUGGUCAGGUCUGCAUUGCCAUCAAGCGCAUCUACGUCCACUCGAGCAUCUACCCGCAGUUCCUCGACGCCAUGGUCGCCUUUGCCAAGACCAUGACCGUCGGCGACGGCUCGGCCAGCGACACGGUGCUCGGCCCCGUCCAGAACAGCAUGCAGUACGAGCGUGUCAAGGCGCUGAUCGCGUCGAUCGAGACCGAGAAGCUCAACGUUGCCUUUGGCGACGUCAAGGUCACCGCCGCCCAGGACAAGGGCUACUUCAUCAGCCCCGUCAUUGUCAGCAACCCGCCCGACGACGCCAAGAUUGUCGUCGAGGAGCCCUUUGGCCCCGUGUUCCCCGUGAUGCAGUGGACCGACGAGGAGGAUGUCAUCCGCCGCGCCAACAACACGGACAUGGGUCUCGGCGCGUCCGUCUGGACGAGGGACCAGGCGCAGGCGGACCGCGUGUCGAGGCAGCUCCAGGCCGGCACCGUGUGGAUCAACACGCACCUCGAGCUGCGGCCCGACGCCGCCUUUGGCGGCCACAAGCUCAGCGGCGUCGGCAGCGAGCUUGGCAUCAACGGUCUCAAGUCGUUCUGUAACAUCCAGACCAUCCACCAGAAGCUGGCUUGA